Aspergillus mulundensis is the source of this 1077-nucleotide messenger RNA. RefSeq lists its product as uncharacterized. The record is from RefSeq and is a predicted model, not a curated record. Gene Ontology annotation, molecular function: hydrolase activity, acting on carbon-nitrogen (but not peptide) bonds, in linear amides. Lineage: Eukaryota; Fungi; Ascomycota; Eurotiomycetes; Eurotiales; Aspergillaceae. The transcript has a single exon. The coding region runs from base 1 to 1077 and encodes 358 amino acids.
AUGUCGUCUCAUCAGGUCACAUUUGCUGCCGCUCAGUUGGGUCCUAACCAACGAAGCGACUCACGCGAGAGCGUGCUGUCGCGCAUGCUAUCUCUGCUCGAACAGGCCGUUUCGCAAAGUCCUCCAGCCCAGGUCGUCGUCUUCCCCGAGUUAGCCUUUACGACCUUCUUCCCGCGACACUUCAUUCCCGAUGAUGAAGAGCUGCAAAGCUACUUCGAGGCCGAAUCGCCCGACUCGCAGGUCGAUCAAUCACCAAACGUGAAGCCGUUCUUCGACCACGUCAAGAAGCUGGGCGUGGAUGUCUACGUGGGAUACGCAGAGGCCUGGAAUGGGGGAGAGAAAACAGAAUACUACAACUCGGCCGUCUACUACUCCGGUCGGUCAGGCCAAGUGCUGGCCAAGUACCGCAAGGUCCACCUCCCCGGUGUGUUCGAGCCGUUCCCCGAGCCCGGCGCAACGCAGCAACUGGAGAAGCGAUAUUUCAAGAACGGAAACAGCUUCGAAGCAUUCCGGGUCCCAGGGCUCGUGGGAGACGCGCUGAAGGCGACACCGGACGCGCCCGUCCAAACCGACGGUCGCGGAGACCCCAUCUUCGGUAUGCUCAUCUGUAACGAUCGCCGGUGGCCGGAGGGCUGGCGGGCAUAUGGCCUUCAAGGCGCAGAAGUGGUGCUAUGUGGAUACAACACGACGGCGUACGCGCCGCAACUGCUCGGGAGCGACCUGUACGAAUCGAAGCCAUUGAGCCGGGAGGAAGCCGAGAAGGAAGUCCUGUAUCACAAUCAACUCAGUCUGACGGCCAACAGCUAUAUGAACGCGUGUUUCAGCGUCAACGUUGCGAAAGCGGGCGAGGAGGACGGGCAUCCGCUGAUCGCGGGGACGUGUAUUGUCGACCCCAAGGGAUACGUCGUUGCAGAGGCUCGCACCAAGGGCGACGAGAUAGUGGCUGCCACGUUGGAUUUGAGGAAGUGUCGCGCAGGGAAGACGAAGACGUUUGAUUUAGGACGACAUCGACGACUGGACGCGUAUGGAUUGUUGUUGGAGAGAGCGGGCGUGGAAGAACCGCCUUUGUUGACGUGA